GAAAAUGACCAGCUUUCCGAAAUAAAGUGUGGGUUGUUCCCAGAAGUUGUCCAAGUUGAACCCGAUGUCACCACCCUAAGGAAUUCCCCUCAGUUUGUGCAAGUUCAUCGUUGUAAGGGCUCGUGUGACCAUGCUCUUAUCUUAGAAACAUGUGAACCAACAAAAAUACGCGGCAUACCUGUCAGAGUAGACACUGAAAGUGGCAAUAGUUCUGAAGUAGUCGUGGCAGAUCACGUGGAGUGCCAGUGUAGUUGCCAAGCCCAGUGCAAUGAAAAUCAUGUCUUUAAUGAGAAACUAUGUAGAUGCGAGUGCAGUGAGAAAUGUCCAGAUGGGGAAAUGCAAGAUCCAUCUACUUGUCAAUGCAAGGGGUAA
This is a messenger RNA of Porites evermanni, 372 nucleotides long. Lineage: Eukaryota; Metazoa; Cnidaria; Anthozoa; Scleractinia; Poritidae. The record is from the annotation of a GenBank genome assembly.